AUGGGCUCAUCUUUAUUAUUUACCUUGUUGAUUAUUCUAACAUUCACAUUUAUGUUAACAUCGAGUUCACCAUCGUUAAGUGGUGCAUUACGUCAUAUUGUUAGGCGGCAAUCAGAUGAAAUGCCAUGUCACGUGAUUGACGGUUUUACGUGUUUAUGUCGUCAAACAAAAGUAACGUGUAGCACAUCACAACCACUUCAACAAAUAACAAUAAAUCCAAACGAAAAACAUAAAUAUUCAUCGGUUGAAUUAGUUGUCGGUAGCGAUUCAGCGACUGUUUAUGGACAAACAUUUACACCAAUUAAAGAACUUUAUUCACCAACAGCACGACAUAUUGAUUUUAAAAUAAAAUUUGAAAAUUUUACACAUUUAAGUUUAGCUGAACCAAGUCUAUUUAAUAAUGUUUUCCCUGAUCAAUCACAAGCACAUAAAGCAAUGGCAUAUGAAAUCUAUAAUCAAGCUGUACGACCAGAAGAUAAUGUCAAUUUAUUCCGUAAUUUGGAUGUUGAUUCAUUAGAAGUCUAUAGUUUAUAUCCAUUUCGUGGUACAUUUCAAGAAUUAUUUGAUGGUUCAAAUAUUAAACAUUUACGUAUUAGUGGCGGUGAUAUUAAAAGUGAUUUAAAUAAACAUUUUACCGGGAAUGUUGGACGAUUAGAAAUAGCUAAACAAGCCGAAGCUCUUGAUGCUGCAAAUUUUCCGUUAUAUCCAGCACAUGAAAUGAUAUUGAAUGCCUAUUAUGUAAAAAAAUUUCAUUCACCAAAUCCACCAAAUUAUGAUAAUGUGGCAGAGUUGAGAGUCUAUUCGGAUGAUCCAAUACCAGCUGAUGCAUUCAAAGAUUUUCCAAAUAUCAAUACUUUAUCGGUACAAGCAAAAGAAAUUGAUCCAAGUGCAUUUAAUGGUUUAAAUAAAUUAGAAAAAAUUACUAUUAAAGAUGCACAACCGAAUGCAGCAUUAUUACAAAAUAUACCAUCAGUAAAAGAAGUUGAAAUUGGUGGACUAGAAAAGUUAAAUCCUGACGUACAAUGUGAAUUUGCACAACAAUUAUCACAAGGAAGACUAGCCGUUCAAGCAUCACCAAAUGGUCCUGAAUGUACGUGUGUUAUUGCUUAUUUACAAUCCGCCACUAAUCAGGUGCCGUGUACACCGUAUGAAAAUUGUGCACAAUCCACAUGUCAAGCUAUUCGUGAUAAUUUUGAUACGAAUACAAAUGCAUUCAAUAAACCGCCAGAAAUUCGACGUGCCGAUGGCACAAGUGCAUUGGAACAUCGUUCACCAGCAGUUUAUGCACAACCAUACCAGUUAAGUUCUAAUGAUAUAAGCAAAUAUCAAGCAGCUGUACCGCAGGAAGUUCUUCGAGAUCCAUAUCAAGCACCUGAACCAUCCCAGAGUGAAUCUCGUCCUCCUUCACAUACCCAUGAUCAAGGACAUGUUGCAGGAAAUGUUGACGACACAGCAACAGUAAAAACUACUAGAAGGAGAAAAACUAAAAGCACAACGACGGCUGCAGUAGCAGGGGGUGAUCAAUGGCCACAACCGUCAGAUCAAGGUCAACAGGGUGAAAAUCCACCUGAUCAGGGCGGCGUUUAUCCACCCGAUCAAGGCGGUGUUUAUCCACCCGGUCAAGGCGGUGUUUAUCCACCCGGCCAAGGCGGUGUUUAUCCACCCGGUCAAGGCGGUGUUUAUCCACCCGGCCAAGGCGGUGCUUAUCCACCCGAUCAAGGCGGUGCUUAUCCACCCGAUCAAGGCGAUAUUUAUCCACCCGGAGGAGACCAGUAUGGAAUAAAUCCGACACCUUCAGCUAGCGUUGAUGAUACACCAAGUACAACAAUCCCAGUUGGUGACAGCCAAGAUCAUCAUCAGCAAGAUAACCGGCAACCAGAACAACCUAUUCCACCUGAACAAGAUCAUGGGGGUCACGUAGAAACCACUUCGAUCAAUGAUGGGACAGUAACAGUAGCAGGAACAGUAGCAGGAACACCAACAACAAAAAAGAGAAUGAAUAUGAUACCAAUUUAUAUCAUUAUUGCAGCCGUUGCCCUUGCAAUACUUGCAUUAGUAGUGUAUUUAAUUGUUCGAAGUAGCAGAGGCAAAGCAGCAUAUAAACCGGCACCACAAACCGACCCGACAAAAGCAUAA
Molecule: messenger RNA, 2136 nt
Organism: Didymodactylos carnosus
Lineage: Eukaryota; Metazoa; Rotifera; Eurotatoria; Philodinida; Philodinidae
Source: the annotation of a GenBank genome assembly